Molecule: messenger RNA, 1119 nt
Organism: Gekko japonicus
Lineage: Eukaryota; Metazoa; Chordata; Lepidosauria; Squamata; Gekkonidae
Gene: PRIMA1
Product: proline rich membrane anchor 1
Exons: 4
Coding region: 18-494 (158 amino acids)
Source: RefSeq, a predicted model, not a curated record
CUGCGCCCGGAGGAGUGAUGCUCAUCCGAGAAGUCUUGCUAUUCCUCCACUGCUUCUGGCCUUCUUUGCUGCUGCACUGGACCCUCCAUCCCAUCUGGGGCUUCAUGCAGAUCACUCAGGGUGAACCUCAAAAAUCAUGCUUCAAGCCUGUAGCAGAAAAAGUGACAGACAGUUGCCAACAGAUCUGCCAAUGUAGACCACCUCCGUUACCACCCCCACCACCUCCUCCUCCACCACCAAGGUUGCUUGGGGUCCCACCACCUCCCACACCUCCCACUUGUCCCCCUGCAGAGACCUGGUGGCCAAGCCCAGUUCUAAUUAUUGCAGCAUGCUGCACCACACCAGUGUUCCUCUUUCUAGUUUUCAUCAUUUGCUACAAAGCCAUAAAAAGGAAACCACUGAGAAAAGAAGAGAAUGGAACAAGUCGGGCUGAAUAUGCAAUGACUGCCUCCCAAAAUAACAAGACAGUUGACGUGAACAAUGCGGUGGUGUAAUUUCUGAGACUCUCCCCCCUUGAGUAGCAAAUGUUAAAAGCACACACGGCAUCAUCGGCAAGGUGGGUGAAAAGCAGCCAGGGGAGAAGCCCUGUGGGCCAAGGACUCCAUUUCAGAAGCAGGCACGCAUCAGUUAUUCCAAGAAGAAAAAGCAGACGAUUCUUCUGCAGCCUGCUGAUGGUCACAAAGGGAGGGAUAAAACUUGCCGGUUGGGGCUCCUCUGAGCAAAGGCCUCACAAAGGCGUAAUCACUGCAUGCCGCAUCUGUUGAAAGCAACAUCAUGAUUCCCCCACCCCCCAGCUUCCCCCUCCCCUUUUCCUCUUGAGUUAUUUAUUUAUUUUUGAUUGACGGUCCAUAAAGGCGCUGCUUUAAUAGGAUCCCCUUUUUUAUAUGGUGAAGGUGAUCUGUUGGAAGCGGCAAGGUGUUGUAACUGAGUCUGGAAAAGCCGAGCUUUACCCGCAUGGUUCCGCAUCUUUGAUUUUCCUUUCCAGACCAUCAGCCUUUCCAUUCUUAAUUAUGAUUGCAUUAUUAAAGUGGGAAGUUUCCCUUUCUCCACAAAGCAUCUCCCCCAUUCCCCUGCUCCCAAAUACUGCAUGGAGUCAUGAAGUAUACAUCCACAAGUACA